Neopelma chrysocephalum (saffron-crested tyrant-manakin) is the source of this 3407-nucleotide messenger RNA. It is a transcript of the gene GOSR1, whose product is annotated as golgi SNAP receptor complex member 1. The coding region runs from base 55 to 801 and encodes 248 amino acids. Gene Ontology annotation, cellular component: cis-Golgi network; SNARE complex; Golgi membrane. The transcript is spliced from 9 exons. The record is from RefSeq and is a predicted model, not a curated record. NCBI's taxonomy places the organism in Eukaryota, Metazoa, Chordata, Aves, Passeriformes, Pipridae. Gene Ontology annotation, molecular function: SNAP receptor activity. Gene Ontology annotation, biological process: endoplasmic reticulum to Golgi vesicle-mediated transport; vesicle fusion.
UCCGUCCCGCCCGUCUCGGCGGCGCUGGCCCGCAGCUGACGUUGGACAACAAAGAUGGCGGCGGGGAGCAGCAACUACUGGGAAGAUCUCAGGAAACAGGCGAGGCAGCUGGAGAACGAGCUGGACCUGAAGCUGGUCUCCUUCAGCAAGCUCUGCACCAGCUACAGCAGCGGCCGAGACGGAAGGCGCGACAGGUAUAGCUCUGACACAACUCCUCUCUUAAAUGGAUCAAGCCAGGACAGAAUGUUUGAGACCAUGGCCGUGGAGAUUGAACAACUUCUGGGAAAGCUCACUGGGAUAAAUGACAAAAUGGCAGAGUACACCAACAGUGCGGGCGUGCCGUCCCUGAAUGCGGCGCUGAUGCACACGCUGCAGCGCCACAGAGACAUCCUGCAGGAUUAUACACACGAAUUCCACAAAACCAAAGCGAACUUCUUGGCAAUAAGAGAAAGGGAGAAUCUGUUGGGAUCGGUACGGAAAGAUAUCGAGUCAUAUAAAAGCGGGUCUGGCGUGAACAACAGAAGAACAGAACUGUUCCUGAAGGAGCACGAACACCUUCGAAACUCAGAUCGACUGAUAGAAGAAACAAUAAGCAUUGCCAUGGCAACUAAAGAAAAUAUGACUUCGCAGAGGGGGAUGUUGAAGUCAAUACAAAGCAAGAUGAAUACCUUGGCUAACCGGUUUCCAGCGGUGAACAGCCUGAUUCAAAGGAUCAACCUUCGGAAACGACGAGAUUCCCUCAUUUUGGGCGGCGUUAUCGGUGUCUGUACCAUCUUACUGCUCUUAUAUGCUUUCCAUUGAUGGAUGUUUCCCCCCUGGACUCUGCUAAAACUCAUCACCACCUUCCCUCCUCCCAGUCAAGGAAAAGUGAGUGGGGGAAGCGACAGACUUCCACAGCCUGCUCUCCAUGGCUGGGACUGUCAGCAUGAUGUCUAGAGCUUAUGAUGGUAGACUGUGACACUGGGUUUGGGCUGAAGCUGCAGUGUUUCUCCUUCCCUGCCACACACAUCUUUGGUUAAAUUUGGUGGGAUUUGUUUGUCUUUAGUUCCCUUUCUCCCUGCAAGGUAAGUAAAUACAGGACGCUCACCAGAACUGGCAGAACAGUUUGAGUGCUCAGCGGUGCUGAGGAGAUCCGGUGCUGGCUGGUGAGUGGAAAAGGAUUGUUGUUAAAUUUGCCUUGGGUGGAAACAGCAGGAAGCCUGUUUCCCUGAAAUCCAAUCCCAGUACUGAACACUAUCACCCUGAGAGAAGAAUAUUGCAGCUUUAAGCCGUCAGGUUGCUUUACUACUAAAUACAUGUUUCUGUAAUUCUUUAUAACUCCUGGUUGAGAUUCUGGUUAUUUCUGCAUAAUCCGUGCUGUGAAAACUGUGCUUCACACAAAUUCCUCGAAGUUAAAAAAAGAAGGGUUGUUACAUUCUUUUUUUUUUUUUUUUUUUGCACAGAAUAUGAAUAAAGUACCCUCUGAGGGGAGAUCAUAAGGUUUCUUGUGGCUUUAAAGGGACUGACAAGUCCCCCUUUGUGAAAAGGGAGCACAGUGACCAAGCAGCUGUUUACCCUGGUGUUCAGUCAUCUGAAAAGUGACCAAACAUGAGUUCACCUAAAGAUAUCUUUGGGGUGUAAAUACUUUGAUUUUGGCUGGUGUCAUAAAGGUCUUUAUAAAGACACGAUGCAAAGUCUAUAUUGUAAUUUAGGUAAAGUUGUUCUGAUAACGCUGAUAUUUUUACACUGUAAGAAGGAUAUAAUCUGAACUGUCAAUUGGAAAUGAAAAUUAUGAUGGUUAUACCUGAGGCAAACAUAUCUUUGUGCAAAGGGUUUGGACAUAACUCCUCCUAGUAAAGAGUUGAAUGUAUGAACAGUGAAACAAGUAUUACUUACCAUUACCUGGGGAAGAAAACAUGUUUUUUGGUCCAGACCUGCAAAAAGAUUCCUGCUGUGUUCGUGUCCCUAAAGAAAGGUGACGUCAGGAGUGGCUCUGACGUUGCAGAUUCCCCAGUUAACGGAUUUUUCUGCUCUUUCAACAGCACUUUUCCAUCUCUCAUAUCAUAACCCAAUGAAUUCAGGCCGAGGCACUGAAAUAUCUUUCUAAGAACUUGAUUAACUCUUUUUCACAAUCCACUGACAGUGCUCCUAACAGAUUCCAUGUUUGCCAUCACCCACAAAUGUCACACAGUGUCUGUGUUCUCCUCUGGAACAGAGUCCAGCGGGACAGAUGCAAUUUUUUACUGCAUUUUAUAGUGUCAGUGAGUACCUGUUGGGGGGAGUAGAAACUUGUGCCUGUGUAGUGUGUAAAACCACACUGUUACACCCAGAAUGUUUGGAUUUGGAGGCUUCUUUGCAGACUAAUAACUCUGUGCUAAAAAGUCAACAAAGGCUUCUAAUCAGUCAUCCUAUCGUUGGGAUUAGGAAGCAUUUGGAAUUAAUACAUGUAAAACUGUGGGGCUUAUAUUUUAAAUAAAGGGUGAUUAUUUGGUUGAUUUGGGAGUGUUCCUGCUUGGAGCUGAAGUGUUUAUUAAAGGGGUUUAUGAAAGAGCUCGAUGGAUAAAGGAGGUUUAUUGCUGGAUCUGCGUGUUGGGAGAUCAAAUCUUUUCUCCCUGAUGCCUUUUCUUUGAUUCCUCCUCCACCCCAAGGGACCCUGAUCAGCACUUGUGCAUCUGUUUAGGAUUUGUAGGAUUUGGUUGCUGUACAGUCGGCAAUAUAAGAUCUGCAGUACCGGAAAUAAGUUCAUUUAUUUAAUCUUAUAACAAGUCUUUUUACUGGACUUAACUGAUUAUUUGGUGCAUAUAUUUAAUCUUAUUGUGUGAAAAAGCUGCUAUGGGAAAUAUGUAGAUUAUAAUAAAUAUGUAAACAUAAUUGAUUUUUCAUGUUAUGAAAAUGUUACGGAGGAACUGAUAUAUUUUAGUAUAAAAUAAUGGAAAUGUGCUGAAUUAUCUCUGAUAAAGCUUUACUGGAAAUGGUUUCGGUGUUGGCAGCCCCUCCAUGGUUUUUAUUUGUGUUGGUUUUGAGUCAGUUUUGUGUUGAAAAGACAUUUAAUUACCCUUGGAGUUUUCCCUUCAUCAUCAUGUUGUAGUCCCCUGGCAGUGUGAGCGGGUGUUGUGCUGUGCUCCCUGGAGUGUGUGUUUGCAUCUGGCUGAGGCAAAGACUUGCUAAUUCAGGAGGAUCAGCCUAAUAACUCAUCUCUAAUAUCCUGGACCUGUGGUCGGAGCAAUGGGCUGGAAAAUGAAAACAAUGGAUUUUAUAGUAUUUAAUCUCAAAUCCCAAAAUAUAGGUUUGUGUGUCUCCUGUUGCUAAAUAUGUGUCCUCCAAGUUUUUCAUUCUGUGUGGUUCCUCUUGCUCUAAGGGGAAAAAAAAAAGAUGUGGUUAAAGAAUUCUCAUUUCUGCAAUUCCUGCCAGAGCGGCAGUUUCGUAAC